Molecule: messenger RNA, 1020 nt
Organism: Paracoccidioides brasiliensis Pb18
Product: rRNA-binding ribosome biosynthesis protein UTP23
Exons: 3
Coding region: 1-1020 (339 amino acids)
Cellular component (GO): nucleolus; small-subunit processome
Molecular function (GO): small ribosomal subunit rRNA binding
Source: RefSeq, a predicted model, not a curated record
AUGAGGGCAAAACGGUCAAAGAAGUAUCGCAAGCUUAUGCACCAAUAUGAGCUCACAUUUGGCUUCCGCGAGCCCUAUCAAGUCCUCGUGGAUUCGAAUCUCCUACGCGCCAUAUACUCCUUCAAAAUGGACCUCGUGCCUGCCCUCGAACGAACGCUGCAAGGCAAAGUAAAGCCAUUUAUUACAAAAUGCUCUCUCGCAGCCGUCAUGGCUUCGUCGCCCCCCCAACCAAACUCCAGACCAAACACGCGCCCACCACACCUCCCGCCACCAACCAUCCUCCCCCUCCGCUACUGCUCCCACAACGAAGAAUCCAAAACAAUCGACGAGGUCGACUGUCUCCUCUCUCUCCUAUCGCCCAGUUCUGAGCUGAAGAAAAAUAAAGAGCACUACAUCUUGGCCACUGCGGACCCGUCGCCGGCUUCCGAGUCGACAGCUAGUAAUAAUCGUAACCAGCAGAAAUGGAAGUCUGCUGCGACUCCGGCUCAGGAGGCGCCGGCAAAUUACCUGCGGAGAGGGGCACGGCAGAUUCCCGGUGUCCCCAUUAUAUAUGUGAAGAGAUCUGUGAUGAUAUUAGAGCCGUUGAGUAAUUCGUCGGAGGGAGUAAGGGAAGGGGUUGAGAGGGGGAAAUUCAAGGCUGGUGUUACUAAGAUUGUGGCGGGGAAGAGGAAGAGGGGCGAUGAUGGUGAUGAUGAGGAGGCGGGGGGGGAUAGGCCUGGACCCGUGAAGGGAAAGAAGGCGAAGAAAGUUAAGGGACCUAAUCCGCUGAGUGUAAAGAAGCCGAAGAGCAAGAUUAAACCAACUAGUAAAGAUGAUGGUAGAGAAGGGGAGGAGGACAGAGGAGUUGGUGGAGUCGAGCAACACCCUGCAUCCGAUUUCAAGGGCGCGGAUAGAAUGGAGCCUUCGAAUGCCGGCGGAGAACCAACCGGGAAGACAAAGAGGAAGAGAAGGCAUAAAUCUCGUAAAUCGGAUAAGGCAGGGGAGGCUGGCGUGACGCAAUCGGAUGAGCCUUGCUCUUGA